Messenger RNA from Medicago truncatula (barrel medic), 1122 nucleotides. RefSeq names its product probable hexokinase-like 2 protein. The record is from RefSeq and is a predicted model, not a curated record. NCBI's taxonomy places the organism in Eukaryota, Viridiplantae, Streptophyta, Magnoliopsida, Fabales, Fabaceae. Gene Ontology annotation, cellular component: cytosol; mitochondrion. Gene Ontology annotation, biological process: intracellular glucose homeostasis; carbohydrate metabolic process. Gene Ontology annotation, molecular function: hexokinase activity; D-glucose binding; ATP binding.
AUGAUGUUAGCAACCGAUGGCUAUGGUGAUAUAGAAGAGAGAGGCCAAGAAUGUGAGAUAUGGAAGGAGAAAAGAGAAAAGUAUGAUAAUGGGGCAAUGGUGAGGAAAUGGAAGAGAAGGAAAGAGCAACAAUUGAGACAAACAAAAAAUAUUAUUCGAAAAUUUGCAACUGAAUGUGCCACUGCUAUCACAAUAUUAUUCGUGUCUAGCAUGGAAGCCUCUCUUGUUUCUUCUAAUGAAACAACUUCAACUCUCAAUAUGAUCAUUUCCAAUGUUCGAAAACGAUUGGUGAAAGACCUAAAUCGAGCAUUUAAGAAUCAUGGAAUGAAAAUGCGUGUUUUUGCACUAGUUGAUGACACCAUUGGAGGUUUGGCUGGAGGAAGAUACUACAACAGAGACAAUGUGGCUGCAAUAACUCUUGGUAUGAGCACAAAUGCUGCUUAUGUUGAACCAGCACAAGAAAGUGAGCUUGCACGAUCUCCCAAUUCAAAUGAACUGGUAAUUAGCAUGGAGUGGGGAAACUUCAAUUCCUCUCAUGUUCCUCUAACAUCGUUUGACACUAUUUUAGAUGCUGAAAGCUCAAAUUCUGGAAGUGGGAUUUUUGAAAAGCUUAUUUCAGGAAUGUAUUUAGGAGAAAUUGUGAGACACGUUCUGUUGAAGAUGGCACAAGAAACAGCCCUAUUUGGAGGCAGCGUGCCUCCAAAAUUGAUGACUCCAUACUCACUAAGAUCUCCAGAUAUGGCUGCUAUGCAUCAAGAUAAAUCAGAAGAUCGUGAAGUAGUAUCCGAGAAACUAAACGAGGUCUUUGCGAUCACUAGCACAACUCCAAUGGCACGCGAAGUGGUUGUCGAGGUCUGCAACAUAGUAACAGAGCGCGGUGCUCGCCUAGUCGGGCUGGAAUUUAUCAAUAAUAGAAAAAGCAUGGUUACGGUUGAAAUUGAACUUUAUGAACAUUAUAGGAUUUUCAGAAAUUACCUUCAUAGUAGUGUAUGGGAAAUGCUCGGCAAUGAUCUUUCGGAUAAUGUCAUUAUUGAACAUUCUCAUGGUGGCUCUGGAUCUGGUGCUCUAUUUCUUGCUGUUGCUGCUGCUUCUCACAUUCCCACACAACCUGUAGAGUCUUGA